AUGUGGGGUAUCAUCUCAGACUCUCUGAAAUACCAUGUUGCGGCGAAAGUCGUCGGCAAAAGAGGUCAUAAACAAAAUAUCAUGAUUUUCCUUUCUUUGCUUAACUUAUUCUCUCCCUCUCGUCUCGGCUCAUUUCUCUGCCACCGCCGGUCCCGCCGCUUCUACUCCCUGCUGUCGGGUUCCAUACACAGCUUCAGGAUCACGUUUCGACCUCUUGAUCCUCCCACCAACGAGUCGACGGCGGAACCAGAUCAGCGCCCAGGUCACGGCGAAGAUGACGAUGAUGGCAGCGAGGAUGGCGAAGCAGUAGCCCGCGACGCGGCCGCUGUGCUCGCCGUGAACGCCCGGGUCGAGGAACGAGUAGGUGUAGAAGCCCUCGGUGUAGUGGGUGAGGUAGGCGAGAGCCAGAUAGAGGAGGAGGAUCAGGACGAGGAAGGGCAGGUUGAGGAGCGGAUGGGGCCGGGUGGUCGGGAGGAAGAUCUCGAGGAGGGCGAAGAGGCCGAUGAGGCCGUGCUGGGAGAUAUUCUGCCAGGCCUCGAAGACGAGCGGGAACCAGGGCGGCUGGUACAGGAUGGCCCAGUAGACGAUCAGGACGAGGAACGGGAAGGUCGUGACGCAGGAAUAGUACAGGCUGUGCAGGGCGCGGAAGACGCGAGGCAGUCGGUCGAAGAGCACCGACCGGCCUGUUCGCGCGUAGCAGAAGCCGUGCACCGCCGAUACGAGGAAGUAGAACCCCAGACCCCAGAAGUCGAGCCAGGUGAAGUAGCUGAAAGACUGGCCGAUGUCGACGCCGGCGCCGUGCGUGCCCUCCCAGCCGAAGAUGAAGAAGAUGCAGAAGAACACGUAGAGGGCGAGCAGGGCGCGCAGCGCGGCGAACACGCCUGGUGGGAAGAGCCACGAUGUUUCGAAUGGAUGGAGAUGGUCCAGCGCGGGAUCUGCCCCAAGAAGGUUGAGGAAGGAGCGCAUGUCGGCGGGGAAACAAAGGCCAAGAGAAAUCACAUUCAUUAUCGAAUUGUUAAGUCGAUAACUUAA
This is a messenger RNA of Rasamsonia emersonii CBS 393.64, 1032 nucleotides long. RefSeq lists its product as uncharacterized. The transcript has a single exon. The record is from RefSeq and is a predicted model, not a curated record. NCBI's taxonomy places the organism in Eukaryota, Fungi, Ascomycota, Eurotiomycetes, Eurotiales, Trichocomaceae. The coding region runs from base 1 to 1032 and encodes 343 amino acids.